GGAGAAGCCCCAAAGAGAAACAGAGAUGGCCAAAUUGACAGAGUCGAUGACCAACGUCCUGGAAGAAGACUCAAUGGAGCAGGACAUCGAGAGCCCUGUCACUAUCCAUCAACCAAAGUUGCCCAAACAAGCCAGAGAGGAUCUGCCAAAAAACAUCAGCAAAGAAUGUGCCAAGAGAAAAAUCCAGAGGUACGUUCGGAAAGAUGGGAAAUGCAACGUGCACCACGGGAAUGUCAGAGAGACUUACCGGUACUUGACUGACAUCUUCACCACCCUGGUGGAUCUCAAGUGGAGGUUCAACCUGCUGAUCUUUGUCAUGGUUUACACGGUGACCUGGCUCUUCUUCGGCAUGAUCUGGUGGCUCAUUGCCUACAUGCGAGGGGACAUGGAUCACAUAGGGGACAGCACGUGGACCCCCUGCGUCAGCAACCUCAAUGGGUUUGUCUCAGCCUUUUUAUUCUCAAUCGAGACCGAAACCACCAUUGGGUACGGUUACCGGGUCAUCACGGACAAGUGUCCCGAGGGAAUUAUCCUGCUUUUAGUGCAGUCUGUCCUAGGUUCUAUCGUCAACGCCUUCAUGGUUGGCUGCAUGUUUGUGAAAAUAUCCCAACCCAAGAAGAGGGCAGAAACCUUGGUUUUUUCUACAAACAUUCAGAGUCAAGCACCUGGGCAGACCCAGAAGAGAAAGCCAGAAGAGAAAUAA
Messenger RNA from Ficedula albicollis (Collared flycatcher), 703 nucleotides. RefSeq names its product G protein-activated inward rectifier potassium channel 2-like. Lineage: Eukaryota; Metazoa; Chordata; Aves; Passeriformes; Muscicapidae. Gene Ontology annotation, cellular component: plasma membrane. The coding region runs from base 26 to 703 and encodes 225 amino acids. Gene Ontology annotation, molecular function: G-protein activated inward rectifier potassium channel activity. The transcript is spliced from 2 exons. The record is from RefSeq and is a predicted model, not a curated record. Gene Ontology annotation, biological process: regulation of monoatomic ion transmembrane transport; potassium ion import across plasma membrane.